UGCUAUUGUGUAAGUGAAACGAAUGUGUUGGCUGCCAUUUUAUAACUUAGAAUAAAUUUGAGAAAAAGUAAAAUUACAGAAAAGUAAAAUGCCUGAGAUGAUCAAAUCGCCCGCUGACAUCAAAACUGCACCUUUCGACCCGCGGUUCCCUAAUACGAACCAGACCAGGCACUGCUACCAGAGCUACCUGGACUUCCACCGAUGCCAGAAGGUGCGCGGCGAGAACUACGAGCCCUGCAACUACUUCAAGCGGGUGUACAGGUCUCUGUGCCCCAACGAGUGGGUGGACAAGUGGGACGGCCAGCGGUCCGAGGGUACCUUCCCCGGCAGGAUCUAAGCGCAUUAUGAAAUUCCACCAGCUGUGAACUGUUAUUUAAUUUGAGUUUUAAUUUACAUAGGUAAAAAGGAAUGCUUUAGUGAAAUAAAUAAGUUGAUUCAACGG
Messenger RNA from Chilo suppressalis (striped riceborer), 442 nucleotides. The record is from the annotation of a GenBank genome assembly. Lineage: Eukaryota; Metazoa; Arthropoda; Insecta; Lepidoptera; Crambidae.